Molecule: messenger RNA, 1371 nt
Organism: Guyanagaster necrorhizus
Lineage: Eukaryota; Fungi; Basidiomycota; Agaricomycetes; Agaricales; Physalacriaceae
Product: UbiA-domain-containing protein
Exons: 5
Coding region: 320-1360 (346 amino acids)
Biological process (GO): ubiquinone biosynthetic process
Cellular component (GO): plasma membrane
Molecular function (GO): transferase activity, transferring alkyl or aryl (other than methyl) groups
Source: RefSeq, a predicted model, not a curated record
UUCCCCAAUUGGGCAUCACCGCUAACGUGCGAGUCGGACGCGGAUGUAACCGCAUGGAGAUAAACAUCAGCAAGAUCGACCAAUACUACGCGGUCGAUCACAGGCGUCGACCAUCAAUCUGAGAUGCAGACGGUCCUCGAUCAAAUUUCAUUCGUUGCCCCUUGUUCCUGCGCUGCUGCCAGUGUUUCGUUUACGACGGUCGUACGAGAGGAUGCACCAGCGUCUGACUGGUAUAUAGGGACGGGCGUGAAAAUGGGAGGAGAUCAGGUUCUCCGCAUCCUACAGUCUUCUACCACCAUUACUACUAUCUCUUCCUCCAAUGGCUCUCUCUACUGCUAUCUGUUCGCAGUCUUUCGCCUCCUUGAUUUCCAAGAAGGGUCCGAGGGAGACGAUCAUUUUGGGUUUCUCCUCGAUCUCUUCGAACGUCAAAACCCUCAUCGCACCACCGACUCGGACUGAGAUCGGUGCUUGCUGGGAGCUCUGCCGUCUCCAAAAUGGGAUGGGAUGUGCAACGGUGUUUCUUCCAGUGGCAUGGUCUUUAGCGAUGGUGUACCACGCUUACCCUCAGCUGACGGGACUGGAAUGCCUUAUCCGGGCCGUCGUCUACUUUUUCCUUUGCAUCGGGAUCAAAUGCUUGAUCAUGACCAUUGACGACAUCCUCGACUAUGAUAUCGACGCGAACGUGGAGCGUACGAAGAAUCGGGCACUCCCUAGAGGUGCUAUCAGCAUUGAGCGUGCCUGGUUGUUCUUCGCUCUCCAAGUCGUGAUUGGUGUCUUUUUGGCUUUCAAGGUCCUAAGUCCUGGAGCUCUGCGUAUUUCCAUGUACGUGUGGCCGUUGUACGUGCUGUACCCCACAUGCAAGCGCUGGAUGUACUUUGCGCCCAUUCCUUUGGGCUUGAUGUUCAACAUCGGUAUCUACAUGGGCUGGGCAGACCUGGCGCCUGACGCCAAAAUUUCCUACCACGCCCUCACUGCUGCAUACCUCGGUGCGACGAUGUGGACAAUCACAUACGAGACGGUGUAUCAGCACCAGGACAAGGUGGAUGAUGUCAAGAUUGGCAUCAAGUCGCUCGCCAUAUUGUGCGGCAAAUACACGAUUUACAUCUGCUCCGCCACCACUGUCGGCUUUGCAGUGUUGAUGUCAUUGGCUGGUGUCCUCAACGAGCAGGGGAUUGCGUAUUAUGUUGCCGUGGCGCUUUCUACAUCCAUUCUUCUGAAGGAACUCGUCGUGACGGAUGUUGACAAGCCGAGGCAAUGUAUGAAGUUUUUCUUGCACACGCCGACGAUUGGGAAUCUGAUACUUGCUGGAUUGGUAGUUGAUGCUGUUGUUCACCGGGUCAUUGAAGGAAUUCCUCUCUAGUGCACCACAUU